Aphanomyces astaci is the source of this 2716-nucleotide messenger RNA. RefSeq names its product glutamate-tRNA ligase. The record is from RefSeq and is a predicted model, not a curated record. The coding region runs from base 25 to 2652 and encodes 875 amino acids. NCBI's taxonomy places the organism in Eukaryota, Oomycota, Saprolegniomycetes, Saprolegniales, Verrucalvaceae. Gene Ontology annotation, biological process: glutamyl-tRNA aminoacylation; translation. Gene Ontology annotation, cellular component: cytosol; methionyl glutamyl tRNA synthetase complex; cytoplasm. The transcript is spliced from 9 exons. Gene Ontology annotation, molecular function: glutamate-tRNA ligase activity; ATP binding.
CUUCCGGUUGAGUUGUUUGGUCCAAUGGAUUCACCAGCAGCGGCGACGUUGGCGGCGUCCAUCGUGGCGCAAGGCGAGAAAGUGCGUGAUCUCAAGACGCAGAAGGCUUCCAAGGAACUGGUGGUUGAAGCGGUGAAUGGCUUGUUGGCGUUCAAGGCGCAGUUCAAGGCACUGACCGGCGCGGACUACGUGGACCCGAACGCGAAGCCUAAGGAAAAGCCUAGCGAAAAGGCCAAGGCGAAGGUGGUGGAUGCCCCUCCUGCGGACCCGACCAAGAAGAGCAAGAAGGAACUGAACAAGGAGAAGAAGAAGGAGAAGAAAGCGACGAUCAAGGUCGGGGGCGACGUCGCCGCUCUUCCGUCGACCCCCGUAGCGAAGAAGGAAGGCAAGAAACCUGCGUCGCUGACGAUCGACGUUGCAAAGGCGCCAAUCUUCGUCCAAGCGCCGCCUGCGGCCACGGACAAACCGACCGUGUACUACACGGCCAGUCAUCUCCCUCGCACGGCGUUUGCCGUCGCCGCGUUGUUGAAAGACGCGGGUUUGGACGUCACAUUCGUGAACUUUACGAUCCCCCAUGCAUUGCCAGUGUUGGUGCUUCCCACCGGCAAGGUGAUCAACGGAGACAUUGCGAUCGCCAAGUACUUUUGCCGCCUCACGCCGGACGCGGGGCUCUAUGGCCUUUCUUCGGAACCCAUCUUGAUGGGUGAAAUCGACGGCUGGGUCGGGUACGCGCAGAGCCAUGUGCAUGCGGCGACACUUCCCGCAUCAUUUCUGGACGCGAUCCUAGCGGAACGGACGUUCCUCGUCGGGUUUGGCUUGACAUUGGCGGACGUGGCGGUGUUUUCCGCGCUCUCGGCCGUGCAAUUUCAAGCCGACGCCACCGGGGCAUACCCUCAUUUGUCACGGUGGUUCCAGUAUUUACACCCGAUUUUGUCGCCCGAUUCUUCGUUGGCGACGACGCUACCCGCCCCAGUGUUGGCCAUCCUCUCCCCGCGCAAAAAGCCCGUACCCACGGAAAAGUCGACAUUUGUCAGCCAAAAGGGCAAAACCAGCGGCAGCUGUCCGCCCCUGGAAGGCGCGAUCGUGGGCCAAGUGGUCACGCGGUUCCCGCCCGAACCCAGUGGAUUCCUCCAUAUUGGCCACAUCAAAGCGUGCAUGCUGAAUGACUAUUAUGCACGCCAAUAUCAAGGCAAACUCAUCGUUCGAUUCGAUGACACGAACCCAUCCAAGGAAAAGGACGAGUUUGAGCAAGCGAUUCUUCAAGACUUGGCUCGGUUGAACAUCAAACCAGAUGUGGUGACAUACACAUCAGACAGUUUUCCGAUUAUCAUCGAGUACGCGCGGCAGUUGAUCAAGGCGGGGCUGGGGUACAUGGACAACACGGCGCAAGAGACGAUGCGCGAGGAACGGAUGGUCGGCAUCGAGUCUGUGCACCGGAAUGCGUCGGUGUCGACCAACUUGGCUCUGUUUGACAAGCUUUUGGUGGCGGACCCCGCGGCCGCCGGCUACUGCCUCCGCGGUAAAAUCGACAUGCAAGCCAAGAACAAGACGCUUCGAGACCCCGUGUUUUUCCGCGCCAAUGUGAAAGAUGCGCACCACCGGACGGGUACAAAGUACAAGGCGUACCCCACGUACGACUUUGCGUGUCCGAUCGUGGACUCGACGGAAGGCGUGACCCACGCCCUGCGCACGACAGAGUACAACGACCGAGAUGCCCAGUACCAGUGGGUACUCCAGGCGCUCCAGCUGCGCCCUGUCCGCAUCCACGCAUUUGCACGCAUGAACUUUGUCCAUUCUGUACUGAGCAAGCGCAAACUGCAGUGGUUUGUCGACCACGGCCACGUGGCAGGAUGGAACGACCCGCGGUUCCCAACCGUGCAAGGCGUGCUCCGCCGUGGGGUGACGGUGGAAGGCUUGCGGGAGUUUAUCAUCAGCCAGGGCGCAUCGCGGCGCAUCACGGACAUGGAGUGGGACAAAUUUUGGACCAUCAACAAGAAGGUCAUCGACCCCAUCGCGCCGCGGUUCUUUGCGCUGGACGCCACUCGCGCCGUACGUGUGACGGUGCACGGGCUUCCGUUCACGGGGGUGCAGGGCUUCCCCACAGCCCUGCACCCAAAAAACCCAAACUUGGGCGUCAACAUGAAGCGAUUGGGUGCCGACUUGCUCGUCGAACGAGAUGAUGCCGAUGCAUUCAACGUUGGGGAAGACGUGACGUUGAUGCGAUUCGGCAACAUUACGAUCACUGCAAUCCACAAGUCGAAAGACGGCGAGAUUUUGUCUGUGGACGCGCAAAACCACCCCGAAGGCGACUUUAAAACGACAAAGCUCAAGAUUACGUGGUUGGCGCAUGUGGAUGACGUGGUGCCGGCAACGCUGGUCGAGUUUGAUCAUUUGAUCAGCAAGCCUAAAUUGGAAGAAAGUGAUAACUUCCAGGACCAUUUGACCCCCGUGACCCGCGCCGAGAUGCGCGCGAUCGGCGACCACGGCCUCCGCAACCUCAAGACGGGCGAUGUGAUUCAGCUCGAACGCCGCGGGUACUUCCGUGUGGAUCAGCCGUUUCUGUCCAAGGACCGCCCGCUCGUGCUGUUUAUGAUCCCUGACGGCAAACAGCGCGCCAUGUCGACGCUGUCCACCAACCUCGCCCAUCGUUAAGUAGACAUAUACUAACUAUAUGGAACUUAACAUGGUUGAACGUGGUUUGGCGUUUUCAUAUGUA